CUGGAUCUGGCCAUCAGGAGGGGAAGCUGGCUGUGCUCGGGAUGCGCAAAGGCAGGCCCCAUGCCGUCUGUGUCGGCGCGGACGACUCGAGGCCUGCGGACGGCGAGCCAGAAUACACGCCCGAGCAUGGAGCAGAUGCGCAAGCCGUUCGCGCAGAAGAAUGCAAAUACCGCCUACUACACCCUCUCCAUCAUCAUUGCAACUGUGGCCUUGAGCUAUGGCAGUGUGCCGCUGUACAAGACCAUAUGUCAGCAGACGGGCUGGGGCGGAACACCCAUCAAGUCCGCUGCGCACGCGGGGCCUCUGACCGACGACGACGAUGUCGCCGCGCGGCUGACCCCCGUCACUUCGUCGAGACGUCUGCGCAUCACAUUCGCCGGCUCCACCUCAGACAUUCUGCCAUGGAAGUUCACGCCGCAGCAACGAGAAGUCCGAGUGUUGCCGGGGGAGACUGCAUUGGCAUUCUAUACGGCCACGAAUAACAGCAAGGAUGAGGACAUUAUAGGGGUGGCGACGUACAGCGUCACUCCGGCACAAGUUGCGCCAUACUUUAGCAAAAUUCAGUGCUUCUGUUUCGAGGAACAGCGGCUGAAUAAAGGAGAGACGGUGGACAUGCCUGUUUUCUUCUACAUUGAUCCUGACUUCCUCAAGGAUCCCACGAUGCGGAACAUCGAUACCAUCACUCUGAAUUAUACAUUUUUUAAGGCGAAAUAUGACAAAGAUGGUCAUCUCACGCCCAUGCCCAUGCCAUACUAGAGCGACUGUCGCUUGAGUGACAUCGAUGAUUGAUGAGCAAUAGAGAGGGUGGUGAUGGCAACAUUUCUGGCAUAUUAGUAACAUUAUCCAUAUAGUGACAAUUACUUGUAC
Molecule: messenger RNA, 867 nt
Organism: Sphaerulina musiva SO2202
Lineage: Eukaryota; Fungi; Ascomycota; Dothideomycetes; Mycosphaerellales; Mycosphaerellaceae
Product: cytochrome c oxidase assembly protein-like protein
Exons: 2
Coding region: 61-756 (231 amino acids)
Cellular component (GO): mitochondrial inner membrane
Molecular function (GO): copper ion binding
Source: RefSeq, a predicted model, not a curated record